Molecule: messenger RNA, 813 nt
Organism: Pneumocystis jirovecii RU7
Lineage: Eukaryota; Fungi; Ascomycota; Pneumocystomycetes; Pneumocystales; Pneumocystaceae
Exons: 7
Coding region: 1-813 (270 amino acids)
Source: RefSeq, a predicted model, not a curated record
AUGACAAACAUACAAUUCCAUAUACCACCACUCUGUUUAGAAGAUAAUAUAAAUAAAAUCAAACUAAACUUUAUUGCAUCCUACACAGUGUUAUAUCCAGAUGAAAAUGCAGUAAUUUACUGGAAAAAAUAUGAUAUUCUUAAAGGAGAUAUUUUAAGUUUGAAAUUGAGUGCGUUAUGGAAAAAUAAUUAUAUAAAACACGAAUUUAUACGCGAUUUAAGCCAAUUAAUAUCAUCAACAGAAUGGUGGAAACAAUUUCAUCUCCGUCCUAUUAUACAAUCAAAUUACGAAGAAACUACAUUUACAAUAAUUCUUCUACCAUUACAAUCAUAUCCUAUAUUAGAAUAUCCUAAAAACAUUUUACAUGGAGAACUUUCAGAAAUUCAAAUAAAAUUAGAAUUUGAAAAUAAUUUACAAAAAAACCCUGAAUUUAAAUGGAUACCAAAUAUUGCUGAAAAAACAUCGCAUCAUUUAAACAACAUAUCUAGAUCUCUUGAUCGUAUAUCAAAAAGAUCUAUACGUACUAGUUUACAAACAAAAAUUCUUUUAUUAAAGAAGAUUUCAUCACAAGAUUCAUCAUUUUUGACUCAAGAAUUAUGGAAUACAGUCAAAAGAACAAUUAUUAUCAAAAAAGCUAUAACAGAACUUAAACCAGCAUUAAAUUAUACAUAUUUUCCAAAAUUAUUACGAAAAGAUAUAAAUACUAAUAAUGAAAUCAAAAUAUUUCCAAUAAAUGAUAAUAAUAUAUUAUACGAUGAAGAAACAUCAGAUAAAAAAUUAUCACUGAUACAAUCAACAGAUAAUAGUUGUUAA